Molecule: messenger RNA, 877 nt
Organism: Zonotrichia leucophrys gambelii
Lineage: Eukaryota; Metazoa; Chordata; Aves; Passeriformes; Passerellidae
Gene: PAIP2
Product: poly(A) binding protein interacting protein 2
Exons: 4
Coding region: 182-565 (127 amino acids)
Biological process (GO): negative regulation of translational initiation
Cellular component (GO): cytoplasm
Molecular function (GO): mRNA regulatory element binding translation repressor activity
Source: RefSeq, a predicted model, not a curated record
CGGCGUUGGCGGAAGUGACGUCAGGUCCGGCGGUGUGUGGCGGAGCGGGGCGGGCCGGGCCGAGCGCGGACCGGGCGGAGCGGAGCGGGGCCGGUGGGUCCGGUGGGGUCCGGGCGGGUCACGGCGGAGCGGCGGCUCCUCUGCGCACCGCAGUUGCAGGUUUGGGAUCGGAGUGGCAGCCAUGAAGGACCCGAGUCGCAGCAGUACCAGCCCCAGCAUCAUCAGCGAGGAUGUGAUCAUCAACGGGCACUCCCACGAGGAUGACAACCCCUUUGCUGAGUACAUGUGGAUGGAGAACGAGGAGGAGUUCAACAGGCAGAUCGAAGAGGAGUUGUGGGAGGAAGAAUUUAUCGAGCGCUGUUUCCAGGAGAUGCUGGAAGAGGAGGAGGAGCAUGAGUGGUUUAUUCCAGCCCGUGAUCUCCCACAAACAAUGGAUCAAAUCCAGGACCAGUUCAAUGACCUUGUUAUCAGUGACAGCUCAUCGCUGGAGGAUCUGGUGGUCAAGAGUAAUCUGAAUCCAAACGCAAAGGAGUUUGUUCCUGGGGUGAAGUACUUAAACAUUUGAGUAGACUGGGCCCUCUUUUGGUGGAUGUAGCACAAUUUCCACACUGUGAAGCCAGUAUUAGAAGAUUUAAUUGUAAAAGCUCUCUCUUCUUGUCACUGUGUUACACUUAUGCAUUGCCAAAGUUUUGUUAGUCUUGCAUGCUCAAUAAAAGUGCUGAGACUGUUAUUAAGUAAAUCUGUCAAAAGUUUAAUGGAAACACAAUUGGGCCCUGGCUCUGUGCGAAGGAGGCAGUGAGGUAAGAAGCACCAGUCAAGUUGAGACAAAGUACCACGUUAAUAAAACCUUCUGCAGACUCUGACUUUUUAAACAGGA